Ilex paraguariensis (yerba mate) is the source of this 3833-nucleotide messenger RNA. NCBI's taxonomy places the organism in Eukaryota, Viridiplantae, Streptophyta, Magnoliopsida, Aquifoliales, Aquifoliaceae. The record is from the annotation of a GenBank genome assembly.
ACCGUUACAAUAUAUCUUCCCAGCUUCAUUUUCGGAUCCUCACUCAAUUUCCCUUCCUUCUUCCCUCUCACUUUCUAUUUCGUUGCUUACUCCAUUUCCAUAUCUGUGGCGAGAGAGAGAGUCUUUUUGCUUUGGUCAGUGUUUGGUACAAAUACAUCCGUUUCUUCUUUUCCGUGUCGCACUUGACUUUCAAAUUCAUGGAAGUGUCGGGGAAAGUUCUCUUGCAGACUGGGAAGGCUCUGUUUUUUACUGAACAUUUUAUCUAUAUAUAGAUUAUAUGUGGUUGGAAGGUUUCGCUCAUUGAUUUGGAAAUUGGAAACGAAAACAAACUGCAAUGGAGACCUAUUUGAAAGAGAAUUUUGGGGAUGUGAAGGCGAAACACUCGUCGGAGGAGGCGUUGCAGAGAUGGAGAAGCAUUUGUGGGUUGGUGAAGAAUCCAAAGCGAAGGUUUCGUUUCACCGCCAAUCUCUCCAAGCGUUACGAAGCGGCAGCCAUGCGCCGUACUAAUCAGGAGAAGCUGAGAGUUGCAGUUAUUGUGUCCCAAGCCGCAUUUCACUUCAUCCAGGGUGUGCAAGCUAGAGACUACACUGUACCUGAGGAAGUUCAACAUGCUGGUUUUCAGAUUUGUGCUGAGGAAUUGGGAUCCGUCGUUGAAGGUCAUGAUCUUAAAAAGCUGAAAGUUCAUGGCGGUGUAGCUGGUAUUGCAGAUAAGCUUGCUACAUCAACCAUCAGUGGCCUUCCUACCAAAAGAAGCAGGCUGAGGCGCAGAGAACGUAUAUAUGGAAUCAAUAAAUUCACAGAGCGUGAAGCUCGGGGUUUUCUUGUUUUCGUUUGGGAAGCACUUCAAGACAUGACCCUCAUGAUCCUUGGUGUUUGUGCAUUUGCGUCUUUGAUAGUUGGCUUGGCAACGGAAGGAUGGCCAAAGGGAGCUCACGAUGGCCUUGGAAUCUUUGCAAGCAUCUUGUUAGUGGUGUUUGUCACAGCAACAAGUGAUUAUCGGCAGUCUUUACAGCUCAGGGAUUUGGACAAAGAGAAGAAGAAAAUCUCUAUUCAAGUUACGAGGAAUGGAUAUAGGCAAAAAAUGUCAAUAUAUGAUUUGCUUCCUGGUGAUAUUGUACAUCUUUCUAUUGGAGACCAAGUCCCAGCAGAUGGACUCUUUGUUUCAGGAUUUUCUGUGUUAAUUGAUGAAUCAAGUCUGACAGGAGAAAGUGAGCCAGUAAUGGUCAAUGCUGAAAAUCCCUUUAUGCUGUCUGGAACUAAGGUCCAAGAUGGAUCAUGCAAGAUGAUGGUUACCACUGUUGGGAUGAAAACCCAAUGGGGUAAAUUGAUGGCAACUCUUAGUGAAGGGGGAGAUGACGAGACGCCUCUGCAGGUAAAAUUGAAUGGAGUGGCAACAAUUAUUGGAAAAAUAGGCCUUCUGUUUGCUGUAGUGACUUUUGCAGUUUUAUUGCAAAAGAUGUUUGCUCGUAAACUGGAAUUGGGAACCUUCUGGAGCUUGUCUGGAGAUGAUGCUUUAGAAAUGUUGCAAUAUUUUGCAAUUGCAGUUACAAUUGUUGUUGUUGCAGUUCCUGAGGGACUGCCUCUAGCUGUGACAUUGAGCCUCGCAUUUGCCAUGAAGAAGAUGAUGAACGAUAAGGCUCUUGUCCGCCAUCUGGCAGCUUGUGAGACGAUGGGAUCUGCAACUACAAUUUGUAGUGACAAAACAGGGACACUGACUACCAAUCACAUGACCGUCGUGAAAUCCUGCAUUUGUAUGAAUGCCAAGGAAGUGAGCAAAUCAGGCAAUGGUUCUACUCUGAGCUCUGAAAUCCCAGAAUCAGUAGUCAAAAUUCUGCUACAGUCUAUAUUUAAUAACACGGGGGGAGAGGUGGUGGUCAACAAGGAAGGAAAACAUGAGAUACUGGGAACACCAACGGAGACUGCUUUAUUGGAGUUUGGCUUGUCUCUGGGUGGAGAUUUUCAGGCAGAGCGACAGUUAUCCAAACUUGUCAAAGUUGAACCAUUCAACUCAACAAAGAAGCGAAUGGGGGUGGUCUUGGAGCUUCCUGAAGGAGGUCUUAGAGCUCACUGUAAAGGUGCUUCGGAAAUAAUUUUGGCUGCCUGUGACAAGGUGAUCAAUUCAAAUGGUGAGGUUGUUCCUCUCGACGAAGCAUCCAUGACCCAUCUCAAGGUUACAAUUGAUCAAUUUGCUAGCGAAGCUCUUCGGACUCUAUGUCUUGCCUUUAUGGAACUGGGAAAUGGAUUUUCUGCUGAUGAUCCUAUUCCAGUUUCAGGGUAUACCUGCAUAGGAAUAGUGGGUAUCAAGGACCCUGUUCGCCCUGGUGUAAAGGACUCUGUUGCACUUUGUCGUUCAGCUGGUGUAACUGUUCGAAUGGUUACCGGAGACAAUAUUAAUACUGCAAAAGCUAUAGCCAGGGAAUGUGGGAUACUUACUGAUGACGGCAUUGCUAUAGAGGGUCCAGUUUUUCGAGAGAAGAGUCUGGAGGAACUGCACGAACUAAUCCCUAAAAUUCAGGUGAUGGCUCGAUCUUCACCUCUAGACAAGCAUAUGCUAGUAAAGCACUUGCGAACAACGUUUGAUGAAGUUGUUGCUGUGACUGGUGAUGGAACGAAUGAUGCCCCAGCACUCCAUGAAGCAGAUAUUGGACUUGCAAUGGGCAUUGCUGGAACUGAGGUGGCUAAAGAGAGCGCUGAUGUCAUAAUUCUAGAUGACAAUUUCUCUACAAUUGUGACUGUGACCAAAUGGGGACGGUCAGUCUACAUAAACAUCCAAAAAUUUGUGCAGUUUCAGCUGACUGUCAAUAUGGUUGCUUUGAUUGUCAACUUCUCUUCAGCUUGCUUGACAGGGAAGGGUCCCCUAACAGCGGUUCAGCUUUUGUGGGUCAACAUGAUUAUGGAUACAUUAGGAGCACUUGCACUAGCAACUGAGCCUCCAAAUGAAGAGUUAAUGAAGAGAUCACCAGUUGGAAGGAAGGGAAAUUUCAUCAGUAAUGUUAUGUGGAGAAAUAUAUUGGGGCAAUCUUUAUACCAGUUCUUGGUGCUAUCUCUUCUUCAGUCAAAAGGAAAGGCACUAUUUGGCCUUAAUGGCACUGAUUCCGACCUGAUCCUUAACACACUCAUUUUCAACACGUUUGUUUUCUGUCAGGUUUUUAAUGAGAUAAGCUCCCGGGAGAUGGAAAAAAUAGAUGUCUUUGAAGGCAUACUGGACAACCAUGUUUUUGUGUCUGUUCUCAGUUGCACCGUCAUCUUCCAGUUCAUAAUUGUGGAGUACCUGGGUGAUUUUGCAAACACAUCACCCCUCACAUUCGUACAGUGGUUCGUUAGCUUGUUUAUUGGAUUUUUAGGCAUGCCAAUUGCAGCAGGGUUAAAGAAGAUCCCUGUGGGAAGUACAUGAAACAGAGAUGCUACUACAUUUCAAACUAAAUGCAGAAGAAACCUUGUUAAAAGAGCUUUAAGGUUCAUAUUCUUAGCAUUGUAGCUUUCUGAAGUAAUAGACAUUGUUGCAUAGGAUGUAAUUACACUUGUUUGGUUGUCUAGAAAACCGAAAGCAUGAGAUGGAAAUUUGGUAUCUGACUACCAGUAUCUACAGCAUGUUGUAAGAUUCCAAAUUUCCUUCUCAUUUUGGUUGGUAUUUUGGGGAUCCUCCAUGUAAAUUGCACCAGCAUUGAGCUUCUCAAGCAUCUUUUAGAUAGAAUUUCCAGUCAGUCAGCAAGUAGAAAACUGCUUCCUCCAGCAAGAGAUUUUGUAGGUGGACUUGGCCUCAAAUUUCUUGCUUUGUCACAUGUAAACAUUCUGUUAUUCAGAGGAAAAUAAAAGUGUGUAAAGUUUCAUAU